Molecule: messenger RNA, 2143 nt
Organism: Plasmodium adleri (nom. inval.)
Lineage: Eukaryota; Apicomplexa; Aconoidasida; Haemosporida; Plasmodiidae
Source: the annotation of a RefSeq genome assembly
AUGGAUGAAGAAUCUGUUAAGAAAUAUGAAUCAGAAGUAAAUAAUUAUUUUGCAAAAUUAUACACAGGGGAUAUUACAAUAAAUACUAUGCUAGAUAUAUUAAAGGGGUUAUCUAAUUCCCCUAAAGGAUCAAAAAAUAAUGAUGUGUAUAAAUGUAUGUUAUUAGUAUUAUUUAAUGAAUGUAAAUUUUUUCCAAAAUAUCCACCUGAAGAAUUAGAUAUAACAGCUAAAUUAUUUGGAAAAUUAAUUAAAAAUAAUUUAUUAAUGGAUUAUGGAAAUGCAUUAAAUAUUGCUUUGAUGUGUAUAUUAGAAGCUAUUAGAAAAGAAAAUGAUAUAAAAAUAAAUAAUAACAACAUCAACAAUAUUAAUAACUACCAUAAUAAUAAUAUAAGUGAAAACAUUAAAAUUGGUCUCCACAUAGAUAGACCAAAUUAUAAUAAUGAAAAUAUAGCCUUUAUAAAUGAUAAUACAAAUAAUAUCAACAAUAAUAAUAAUAAUAUUAAUAAUGAUAUAUAUAAUAACAAUAUUAAUGGAUAUGAUAUUAAUCAUGAUAAUAUCAACAAUCGCAAUAAUUCCAUAAGUGUUGUGAACGUUUUCAAUGGCAUCCUAAAUAAUAAUAAUAAUAAUAAUAACAUAAACAAUGAUAAUUUAUUAUCAAGUAUUAAUAAUAUCGUACCCAAUUAUCAACAACAAGUACCAAACUUCUCACAACAUAUUAAUAAUGAUAUCUCCUCAAAUAUUAACGAUAAUAUUAUUUUAAAAAAUAAAAACAUGAACAAUAAUAUAAAUAGUAAUGUUUUUAAUACAAACAAUUUUCCCAUAACUAACAAAAAUAAUAUUAGUUAUAAUAAUAAUAAUAUUUCCAAUAUACUAAAUAAUGAAAAUUCAAAUAACAAUAUUAAUAAUAAUGAAAAUCAAUUAUAUUUAAACAGACCUUACUUAAAUUCAACAAAAGAUCUCAUACAUCAAUAUAAUAAAAAUAUAAACACAUUAGGAACUAAUAACAAUAUUAAGAGAGAUAUAAAUUCAAAACUUACACAUGCAUUUAAUCAAAAUAAUUUAGAAAGUAAUAUAUCAAACGUAAUAGAUAAUUCGAUAAACAUGGGUAUAAAGGAACAUACCAAGAAUAUGUUAGAUCACAAAAGGGAUCAUAUGAAUAAUAUGAAUAAUAUGAACAAUAUGAAUAAUAUGAAUAAUAUGAACAAUAUGAAUAAUAUGAAUAAUAUGAAUAAUAUGAAUAAUAUAAAUAAUGUGAACAAUAUGAAUAACAUAAAUAGUAUGAACAAUGUGAAUAAUUUAAAUAUCCAAAAUAAUAAUAAUAAUAAUAAUAACUACAAUUUAAUUAAGGCAAAAGAACAAUCAUCUGAUAUUAUAGAAAUUUUCUAUGAUCAAAUUCAAAAAAAAUUACCAAAUCAUCUAAACGCAAAUAAUAUAAACGGCUUCGGCUUAGGACAAAUAGAAUGCUUAAUGGAUGCCACGGAACUUACCAAAAAUAUUAUUCUUCCCUCAUCAAUUAUUAUAGGAGAAGUUUUUAGUAUUUUUAAUACAUUGUGCCUAUUUAAUAUAGAUGAAAAAAUAAAAAUUUUAAAAGAUUUUAUGCAACCUGAUUAUUUUAAUUGGUUAGCAUUUUAUAUCGUAAAAUCCAGAGCUUCUAAAGAAGUAAAUUUACACAACGUAUUUUUAGAAUUUAUUGAUAAAUUAAGCUAUCCAUUAUUUAUAGAUACAAUUAUUAGUAUGACCUAUGAUUGUAUACUUAUAUUAUUUAAAUAUAUAAACGAACUAAAAGAAGUCAGUGCUUUCAGAACUGUUUUAAAAAAUUUAGGUUCAUGGUUAGGAUUCAUAACCUUAGGAAGAAAUAGACCAUUGAAAUCAAAAAUAUUAGAUUUAAAAGUAGUUCUAUUUGAAGCAUAUGAUAAAGGUUGUUUAGUUUGUAUAUUACCUAUGGUAUGUAAAAUUUUAGAAUCUAUAAAAUUAUCAAAAAAUUUUAAACCUCCAAAUCCUUGGACUACUGCUAUGUUAUGUUUAUUAACAGAAAUUCAUGAGCUUCCAAAUGUCAAAACAUACAUCAUAUUUGAAGUUGAGGUAUUAUUUAAAAAUCUAUCUUUAAAUAUUCAGGAAUUCCAAAAUAAAACUGUAUUGCUUA